Arctia plantaginis is the source of this 1878-nucleotide messenger RNA. The record is from the annotation of a GenBank genome assembly. NCBI's taxonomy places the organism in Eukaryota, Metazoa, Arthropoda, Insecta, Lepidoptera, Erebidae.
AUGGCAGCCACAGACGGGCAAGUAGUCGUAGCAGCUUCCCGCUGGUCGGACGAGGGCAACUACCUCCGGGAAUUCGUAGCAAAAAACCGUAUCCCAAACGUCGCUAAGAUCAUUAAAGGACAGUAUGGAGGCCUCGGUGUACCCACCCUUCCAAGUCCAGGUCUACAAAGUACUGCGCUGCUCGUGUCUGCUGGAAAGAGAAAGAAGAUUAUCGCUCAAGCGAUUAAGUUAAAAGAAGGUAGACGGAUGGUCAGCGUAGGACCAAGGAUAGCCAUACCUGAUUCUUAUAAGGGAUAUUUUGAACUGUUAAGUGAAGAAGGCAGGGCUGUCAGAUGCAUCGAGUCAGUGUCUGAACUAGCCCGACGAAAACUUGAUGAUGGAUGUCUCGUCAGAGAACCAGUCAGAGUCAUCUGUGCUAAAACAGAUUUAGAUGGUAACAUAACAGCUGAUGGGGCAAGAAAUUUACCAGCAGGGGAAAUUAUAAUGCCAAGAGGAGAGACUUUCUUAGGUAAGAAUAAAUAUCUAAAAUGUACGGAUAGCAAAGGUGAUAUGAUCCUUCUGAGUUUAGACCAGAGAGGAAAGUUCUCGGCAGUAGCUAAAGAAGAAAAUAUCAGCGGUGUUCACACGGCGAAAACUCUGCUUACUAAACGUUUACCAAUCACAGUUCGACUGGUUCAUGGAACACCACCGAGAGGCCUUAAAAGCGCAAGCCAUUUCGUAGCUGAACUCAGACUUAUAUCCAUGUUUGAAGAAGAUCACGUUUUUGCUUUACCUCUUCAAAAAGAAGGUAAUGCCCUGAUAGCCUUACCUUUAGCUGCGCCUCUCAAAAUGCAGAGAUGUAAAAAUGAAGAGCAGAUUAAGAAUUUCAUGGAAUUCUCUAGAUUAGUGGAAAAGUGCAAUCGUUUAUUAGUUGACGUAGUUGAUAGAAUACAAGUAUUGGAUGGAAAGUUGGGCGACCCCAAGAGACUUUUAAAUGGUCCUUUACAUGCACCUCCGUUAGUCAAAACUGGUUACUUUCUACGACGAAGUGCAUCAUCUGAUACUGCUAAUCAACAUCACAAACAUGUGUCUCGUCAUACUCACAUUUACAGUAGCCAUAGAGAUGAAAACAGUAUCCCUGAUGAAUAUGACGAGAUUGAUCAAAUUUACGAUUAUGUUAGAGGGUUUGCUCCUCUUCCUAAAAACAUCAAAGCAUCAUACUCGAAUGAGCCCACUCCGAGACAUGAAUCAGCACCGUCUUCGCCAGCAGCUACACCCAUCCAUAUGCCGUUGAUAACAGAAAUAAAGCCAGAACCACCGCCUAUUGAAACGAUCCCCACAAAGAAGCCAUUGAACAUUCAAAAGGCAGAAAAACGAACUAGAAGGGCAAUAAUUCCUGUCAAAGAUACCCCAGUCACUGUCUAUAAAGAGAAGUGCUCAAUCGCUCCAGCGCCGAAUCUGCCCAAACUUUACAUUAAAAAUAGUAUAAACAACAAUAAGAAUAGAAUGGUAUUCCGUCAAAAGAGUACGUCGCCGACUAAAGAGGCGCCUAGUCCAGUAGCUAGUCCAUUGAGACCGAUCAAAGGAGAUUCACCCAUCUUUAAUAUAAGGUAUAAGAGUUUGUCGAAUAUCCACCAAGCUAUGGAGCUGGAUGGAACAUUGGACUCCAGUCAUUCUGGUGGUAGGACUUCCGGAGACUCCGGUAAUGGACCGAAAUUGCCGGAAAAAAGAUCCAGGAAAUUGAGUCGACCUAAAUCGUUGACGAAUCUGGUCUGGGAGCUGAAAGGGUGUCCAGAUCCAGAUAAACCAAAAGCUAGGAUUAAAAAUGAAAGCUACAAGAAGAUUGGUAACAAAUUGUCUUUGGGAGCUCAAAAGAGGGUGCCGACGUUAUAUCUUUAA